This is a messenger RNA of Aspergillus versicolor CBS 583.65, 906 nucleotides long. RefSeq lists its product as uncharacterized. Gene Ontology annotation, cellular component: extracellular region. The transcript has 3 exons. NCBI's taxonomy places the organism in Eukaryota, Fungi, Ascomycota, Eurotiomycetes, Eurotiales, Aspergillaceae. The record is from RefSeq and is a predicted model, not a curated record. Bases 1 to 906 code for a protein of 301 amino acids.
AUGAAGUCUUCGAUGUUCUUGGGUGCCCUGUGCGCCCUCGGUGCCGUGGCCCAAGAGGUCAAGAACCCUUCCGAGGUUAAGCCUUCCUACGUUACUACAUGGACGACAACCACUGUGACCGACUGGACUACCCAAACUAUCACCAAGACCAUCACUGUUCGGCCCACUGGCACCGCCACCGCUCCCCCAGCCAAUAUUAAGGUCCCCGAAACCUCGACCAGCUCUGCCAAGCCUACCACUACUGCCGAGCCCACAACUACCCAGGCGCCUGUUCAAACCCAGGAGCCGGAGCAGCCUGAACAGACGAGCUGGUCCACAUCCUGGGAGUCGACUUGGACUCCUACCCAGUCUGCCACCAGCACUGAAGAGGCCCCCACCCAGUCCCAAGCUCCUGCUCCUGCCAACGGUUACCAGAGCAAGGUCCUCGACAGCCACAACAUCCACCGCGCCAACCACUCUUCUGACGCCCUUACCUGGUCAAAGGACCUUGAGACAAGUGCUCAGGCCCUCGCCUCGCGCUGUGUUUACCAGCACGACACAAGCAUCGGUCCAGACGCCGGCAACUAUGGCCAGAACAUCGGCUAUGGUACCACGGCAGAGGAAGUUGGUGUUAUGAUCUCCAACUUGAUGUACAACGAUGAGAUGGGCUACUAUGAGAACCUCUAUGGAGAGGCCACCCCCGACAUGUCCCUGUUCGAAAAGUGGGGUCACUUCUCUCAGAUCGUGUGGAAGGGAACCAAGCAGGUCGGCUGCGCUACCGUUGUCUGCGACUCGCUUGGCAAUGUCGAUUCCUCUGAGGCCUCGCCCUUCACUGUGUGCAACUACAGCCCCGCAGGAAACGUGCCAAACGAAUACGGUACCAACAUCCUCAGGCCUCUUGGCAAAGCCCUCUACUCUGCUGAAUAA